Messenger RNA from Clarias gariepinus (North African catfish), 1927 nucleotides. RefSeq names its product enkurin, TRPC channel interacting protein (gene enkur). The record is from RefSeq and is a predicted model, not a curated record. Bases 90 to 869 code for a protein of 259 amino acids. The transcript has 5 exons. NCBI's taxonomy places the organism in Eukaryota, Metazoa, Chordata, Actinopteri, Siluriformes, Clariidae. Gene Ontology annotation, cellular component: acrosomal vesicle. Gene Ontology annotation, molecular function: calmodulin binding.
UUAAGUCAUCUGUUCGUUUUUAAGUAUUUUUGUUUAAAAUAUUUAUAUAUUUUGUUGUUAAGUUGUUGUUUUUUUCACUGAAAGACAACAUGUCCAGUGUAAUCCAUCCUCCUGAGAGCAUUUAUAACCUUCUUGCCAGAGAGGAGAGGAAAAGAGAAAAAGCUCCCAGGUACACAUCAAAGUUCAGAGAGCAGGUAAAGCAGGAGAAGCAGCAGAACAAAACCUUCAGCAAAACCAUGGGUCCGCCUAAAGUGGAGGUACCUUCUCCGGAGAAAUACCUGCUGAAACACUCCAGAGAGCCCAAACUGCCUGAAAAGAAGCCUUUCUCUUACGGAGACGACGUCCAGCCCAGGAAGCCACCCGUACCUGCUAGGACCGAGCAGCCACUCAUGGGCAUCCGCACCAAAAGAGACUUUGUGAGGAGUAACGCGGUGGAGAACAAAAUGGCAGUUCCGCGUAAACCCCAGCCCAUGUACACACACACCAAACAUGGAGACAAGCAGCUGCUGGAGAACUCGGGCCUCGUUCCAAAGUACCUCAAGAAAAAGGAUUAUGGUCAGACCCCAGAGUACCUGAGCCAGAGGCAGGAGGAGGUGAGGAGAGAGCAGGAGGAAUACGAUCAGUACGUGAAGGAGAGGAUGAAAGAGGGAGCCAUGAAGCAGCUCUCUGAGGAGGAGCGCCUGGAGAUACUGCACGGUCUGAAGAAGAACUGGGACGAGCUCCAUCAUCAGUACCAGGGCCUGUCUCUGAUCACGGAUACGCUGCCCAAGAAACACAUGAAGGAGCGACUGGAGUCAGAAAUGAAGCAGCUGGAAAAAGACAUCGAGCUGAUGGAGAGAUAUAAAACCAUCUACAUCGCCAAGAUCUGAUCACAACAUGCCUAACUGCAGCCGUGAAGAGGUUUAUUAAAAAUAUGAUCCAAAGCAAUCCAAAGAGCAAUAACGAACCCAGAACACCAACAGAGUUGUAUGUUACGUUAAGCCUUUAUUCAUCAUUCAUACAUUACUGCACAGUGAAAGGCUUUCUUUGCAUAUCUCAGAGCGCAGGGUCAACGCCCCUGGAACAGAUAGGGUUAAGGGCAUUGCUCAAGGACCCAACAAUGGCAGCCUGGUGGAGAUGGGGCUCGAAUCGCUGACCUUCCGAUCAGUAACUCAGUGCUUUAACCCUCUAAGAUACCAAAACCAAAAAAAACAAUAACAGAUGCAAGACCCAGACAAACUAAACAAGAGAGAGCUUAAAUAAGGGCACUUAUUAGGAAACCUAACUAGUUUCAGGUGAAAACACUCAGUAUAACUCUGUUGCAGUGCAACCUGGAAAUGAGGUCCAAACACCAAACAUGAAAUUUCUGGUUAUUUCUGACAAAUACGGGUGGUGGAGCAGAAUUUGGAUGGUGGAGCAAACUUAAUGUCCCGAAUAUGGGUGGUGGAGCAAACACAAUGUCCUUGAAUUUGUGAAUGUCCAUUUGUAUACUAAGCUCCUUUGCUCUCUGAUUUACAUUUUAGGCAUUUGGCAGACGCUCUUAUCCAGAGCAACUUACAUUUUUAUUUCAUUAUACAUCUGAGCAGUUAAGGUGGCAACAGUGGCAACUUGGUGGUCGUGGGGUUUGAACCUGGGAUCUUCCGAACCGUAGUCCAAUGCCUUAACCACUGAGCUACCCCAAAUCCCACUGAUGGAUGGCACACAACCACUGCUGAUGGUCUUCGCCCUCUGCCCUCCACCGUCACUUGGUAUGAGGGUUUGUCCUGACCCCGAACACAUUCCUUGUCAUGCUGCGUAACAAAGGGUGCACAUCUUGUUGUGAGCCGAGUACCUUCCCAGCUCGGCUGCACUGCUCUCCCAGUCUCCCUUCACACUUGGCAUUACCUCUGGCUUGACGCAGGAUUGCGAGGUGUCUGCUUGCAAAGUCUGGUAUCCUUGCUGGGGUUAU